AUGGAAGAGAGAGAGAGAGAGAGAGUGCCAUCUCUUGAACAUAACAACAAAAUCAUUGGAGAAAGUCUGGAUUUGGUGAAAUAUCUAGAUGCUCACUUUGACGGGCCGCAUUACUACCAGAUUCCUACCAAAAGAGAGUUUGCUGAGGAGUUAUUCACAUACAACGACACAUUUAGUAAAACAGUUUUAUCAUCGUUUAAAGGAGAUGUUGUGAAAGAAGCUGGUGUUGCUUUUGAUUAUUUGGAAUCCGCUCUUCGGAAGUUUGACGAUCCAUUUUUCCUUGGAGAGAUCAGUUUGGUUUGGGCAGAGGAUGGUGAUAGCGAUGCUUGGCAUUAUGUGCAGACUCUAAGUGAAUCAAACAGUGAUGAUCUCACCAUUAAGGUGUGGGGAGUGGACAUUAUAAGAUUACAAUAUGUCCGGUUACCAUGAUCGGACUAUUUUCUCAGUCUAUUGGUCAAGGUAGCAUAUCAGCACAGUUUUUGAAUAGUUUUCAUCUUUUCUUUAUUUAAGUGAUUUGCUCUACUUUGAACUAAUUUGCGCAUUUUGUAUGUUCAAAGUGACAAACGAGGUGAAGGUAUGUAUAAUUUAAGUGGUAAAAAAUGGUUCAGAUGUGGUUGUGAUUUUGGUCGAUCUCUAUCAUCGUUUAUUUUAAUGUGUGUUUUAUUAAAAAAAAUGAAGCUUUUUAUCGAAAUCAGGACGUUUUGAAGCCGACACAGUCAACUGAGAGUCUUAAGAUAUUUGAAGAUGAGGAAGAUCAACCUGUGCCCAUGGCAUUGGAAGCCACCGAACCUGAAAAGGAUCUUAUGUUCUAUUUGAAGCUCGAGGAGAAAAUCCAUGCAAAAGAAGAGGAAAAAAAACACAAUGCAAGCAAAAACAAAGAAGCUCCACAACAGGAGAUGAGAAGCCACAAUAACAGGGAACCCUGCUAGCCUAUAGUUUUAGUUUUAGGUGUAACGAAAGAGCCGAAAAACGUAAAGAGUUCUAUUCGAAGCUCGAGGAGAAAAUCCAUGCAAAAGAAGAGGAAAAAAACACACUGCAAGC
Messenger RNA from Helianthus annuus (common sunflower), 1041 nucleotides. Its product is annotated as glutathione S-transferase L1-like. The record is from RefSeq and is a predicted model, not a curated record. The transcript is spliced from 9 exons. Gene Ontology annotation, molecular function: glutathione transferase activity. Bases 1 to 429 code for a protein of 142 amino acids. Lineage: Eukaryota; Viridiplantae; Streptophyta; Magnoliopsida; Asterales; Asteraceae.